Messenger RNA from Nicotiana tabacum (common tobacco), 1204 nucleotides. RefSeq names its product F-box protein At1g61340-like. The record is from RefSeq and is a predicted model, not a curated record. Gene Ontology annotation, molecular function: protein binding. NCBI's taxonomy places the organism in Eukaryota, Viridiplantae, Streptophyta, Magnoliopsida, Solanales, Solanaceae.
GCCAAGAUAAAAAUCCUUUCUAGAUACUUAUCCUUUUCCAGUUUAAAAUUAAGUCUCAAGAAAACAACUGUCUUUAUAUAAAAAAACAAAACUUGACCCUUCUCAAUUAGUUCAUUUUCAAAGUUGGGUUUUGUAUUUUGGAUAAUAUCAAUUGGUUUUAAUUAUCUGUUUUGGUGGAAAAAUCAGAUCUUGGAGUUGGGUUUUGUGUGAAAAAGUUGAAGAAAAUGGCAAUGAGGAAGAAAUGUGAAGAUAAUGUUGGAUUAGCAGGGCUUGUGAGAAGUACUUCAUUUGGGAGGAAAAGAAUUUUUUUGCCUGAAAUUGUGGAUGUUGAUGAUUUCAUUUCCACUACACCAACCAAGAAACUCUGUAGGCAGAAUUCAUUUUCCAGUUCUGUGAAUGUGAAGUCUCCUCUUGAAGUUUUGCCUCAAGAUAUUCUGAUAAGGAUAGUGUGUGGAGUUGAUCAUGAUGAUCUAAAGAGGUUGUUUCAUGUAUCAAAGGCGAUUAGAGAAGCGACUGUGGUUGCAAAAAAAUGGCAUUUUGAAUAUAAUACACCAAGAAAGACUGUUGGUUUUAAGAAUGCUACUACUGAUAUGGAGAAUUGGAGUGAGUCAUAUGAAUCUGAAGCGCCAAAUGCUCCUAGGCAAUCGAAGGUUCCGAGGUCUCGUUUGAGCCGGAAGAAACUGGCUGAUAUAUCUGUUUCCUUGUUCACAUCAGAUGGUGAAGAAAAUUGGCCGCGGAGAGAGUUGUUUAUGGAAAUGGAUACUGAGAUGUAGAUUGUGGUUAUACGUGCCACUUGUGCAUAUUCUAUUUGGUGCGUACCUCGACUAUUCCUUAUCAUGCAUAUCAAGACUUAGACAAAUGGGAAGAUAUGCUUUAUUAGAUUAGUUAAAGGCAUUGUUGUAGAAAUCAUAGUCAAAAGAAAGGAUCCAUCGGAAAAUAGUUAUCAGAUUGCAGGUUCUUGUGUACAUGUCACAACAAUCUUUACAAGCCAUUGUUGUUCUUCAACCCUUUCAUUGAAGAUGGGGUGGCUUGUUUGUAUUUGUAGAGAGAUUAAUUUAGGUAUUCUGUUUGGAAGGGCUUUGCUGGCGCUUCUGAUCUCAUAAGAAAUUUUGGUUGUAUAUAAGAGUCUGGUCUUUCGUUGUACAAUUUGUUAAUUUAAGGGAAUAAAUAUGUAAUUCCACUUCAUCUCUGACUUGUUUGCAAA